Cryptosporidium ubiquitum is the source of this 2904-nucleotide messenger RNA. RefSeq lists its product as uncharacterized. The transcript has a single exon. Lineage: Eukaryota; Apicomplexa; Conoidasida; Eucoccidiorida; Cryptosporidiidae. The record is from RefSeq and is a predicted model, not a curated record. The coding region runs from base 1 to 2904 and encodes 967 amino acids.
AUGAACGACGCUGAGGAAGACUGGCAGGAUCCACUUUUGGAUGUGAGUAUUCCCUAUAAUUCGCUUGCACCCUAUGCACUGACUUGCUAUCAAUUGGACGAGGAUCUUCAAGAUUUAAUAUCAUUUUUUUCGACUUUGAGCAAGGAGGAUUUAGCCCAUAAUAUAAAUGAGACAUCUUUUGAAUCUAGUCUACGUGUAUUGAAGAAUGUUUUACUUGCUCAACCGAACAAAUUUCUAAAUUCUAGUGGGAGACCAUUUACAUAUGAAUCGCCUGAAAAUGCAGAAAGUUCACGUAGAGAUAAUCGCUUUGCAAAUACCGAUAAACUUGUUAAACUCCAAAAGAAUGAAUCUAUUGUUAUUGAUACUUCUAUACCGGAUUCUCUUAAUGGUAUUGUUAGGACUACAAAUGAAAGUUCAGUUAAAGCAGACCUAGCGGGUGGUGACCUAACUACAAACACCUCUCAAGUUCAUGAAGGAAAUAUUCAAGUUUCUAAUUCUGCAUAUGGAACGGUGAGUAGUGGUGGUGAGAAUCAAUUUGCAGACCAAUCUAAGAUGUUAAUGGCAUUUUUCAAGGAGUUAGAAGCUGCCAAGCUCUUUGAGAAUUUAGAAUCUUUUUCUGGAAUAUUGGCAGUGCAUUCUAUUCAUUUGAGGAUCCUUCAAGAUGUGGUUAGUGAUGUUUUUAGAGUAGAAGAGCUUAGAUUAAGGCUUUGUUCACAACUCGCGGCCUUGUUAAACCCAAUUAUUUUAUCAAGACUAGAAUCCUACAGUAAUUCACUGUUCCUCACAGCAUUUACUGUCCCCUCAGGCAGCGUAUCAUCCCUUGAUAUGAGAGAAAGUAAUUACUCAUUACCUAAUCCAAUUAUUUAUAAGUGGCCAUCUAACUCCGUUAGCAUUGAAGACUACAAACUGUAUAUGUCGAGACUUCCUCUUUUAUGUUUUUCCGAAACAUUUAAAUUAGGUUCAUGUAUCAAUCAGUCACAGAAAUUUAAUGAAAAUCAAAAAACAAUAGAAUCCAAUGGUGAGCAGACCAUUGAUUUUUCUGAUAUUUAUCCGGAUGAAUGUUCUGUCAGGAUAAAAUCACUAGAUUCAAUUUAUAAUUAUGAAAAUGUCUCUCAGAUGGAUCAUCCCCUAUUUCAAGUAGAUUAUAACCUUAACAGCAACUUGAAUACCAACAGUAAUUUUGUUCAUCAUCCUUUAUGUACUGAUAUUGCUCAAGAUUCAAAAGACAUUGAGAGAGACAUUAUAUAUGUUAAUGGAAAGGAGUAUAGUGGAGCUAAUGGUGGCUAUGAAAGAAUCGUAUUUAUUGUAGCAAACCUUAUUGAAAACUAUUGGUUGAAAUCCUUAAAAGAGCUUGAUAAUUUUAAUACAAAUGUUGAUAUUAAAGAAAGUGCUGCACAAAGUAACUGUAAGACUGUUGAACUUUGCAAUGGGUCAAUGUUUAACUUUGCCGAUGGUGAAUUAAAUGAAGGUUACGAAGAGAGGAACACUGAAUCCGUCAUUAUUGCAACUAUAUUGCUUCAUAUUUUAAGUAGAACAUUUUCGGGUGGUACAUGCUUUGAUAAAGUCUCUCUUGUAUAUAAUAAACCUGAUUGUAUUGUGAUUUCUCCUAAUAGCAAGAGGGCAAGGCCAUUGGAGAUGCUUAUACUACCAAAUGUUGCUUUAAUGCUCUCAACAUUGAGGUUUAGACUAUAUGAAGUUAUGGAAAAUUUAACCAUAAAUACCCGGCCCUGUUUUCUAAUCGACACCCAUGUGGUAACUAGGCUUGUUCCUGAUUCUGGAUUAAUUGAGUCACUUCCAUACUACUCUUUUCAUAUGUUAUCCAGAACUCCAGUAAACAAAAUUCCUCAAUCAAUCUAUCAGCAUCUAAUCAAAUCUGCAAAUUUGUUUUUUACUAAAAAUGUUGUUUUCACAAGAGUUAAGGUCCCGAAGAAUACUGAAGUAGAUGCUAAAACAGAGUCUCUAGAACAAGCAGAAGAUGAAAAUUCACAACUAAAUGUUGUCAAUUCAUUUGAUGAUCUUGAAGACCAGUGUGAAAAACUCAACACAGUUCAAAAAGAGUGUAAAGAAGGUGAUCAAAAUACCUCGGAGACUUUUAUUUGCAAUAAUAAAUGCUUAGAUACUGAUAAGAUCAUCGAAGUCACUGGAGACGAUUUGACUAUAAUAACCCCAGGUGAAGCAGCUUUGUUUAGAAUGUUCACAAAUAUUCAGGAUAAGGAAGCUAUAAAUAGCAGCAUAGAAAACAUUAGCUUGAGUAACUCUGAAAACUAUACGAGCAAAGAGGCUGUAGAUGAUAGAGAUCGUUAUUAUUAUGAUUCCAAUUCUAAUGAAUCGAUUAAAGAAGAGCUUAAGGGUAACGACUCUAGUUUGGCCAACUCUGAAUCAAAAUCUCAACUUGGAAUUGGAGUGCAAGAUAUCAAAAGUAUGAUUGAGUCUGAUAGAUCCACUCAAAUUCAAGUAUCUAACAACUUCCAUAUAGAAGAACAAGAAAGAAGUCAUUGUCCACCUCAAGAUAACUGCACUAUUCCACAUGAAAAGAAUUUAGAAGGUCAAAUCUUAAAUAAUAUCAAGAAUUCUCCAUAUUCUGGAUAUAUUUCUAAUGAAAUCAGAGAUGAUAAUAAACACAACUGCAUCAGUUUUGGCCAGGAAUCCAAUGACCUACAAUCUAGCAAAAAUAUUCCCAAGCUGUAUUUUUGCAAUAAUAUUGAUUUCCCAGAUUCAUGUUCUUUGACAUCAAAUAUUUACAUCGCAUCAUCUGAGAACUCGUCUAAUCUUGCCAAUGAUUUAUGUAAUUUACCAGCUGAUUCAAUUGGAGCUAUUGACCAAGAAAAUCAACAACUUGCUCUUUUCUUACAAUCAAAAAGGGUUAUUUCUCAAUUUGGAAUAUUUAAUAUUAUUAAUACUUAA